CUAACCAGGUUUAUUAGGUAUACUGGGGAUUAUGUUAUUUUGAUAUUUAUUUUUCUAAAAGUAUAUAUGAGUGGGUCAACUCCCUACCAUUAAAUAUUUUAAUGUAAUUUUUGUGAUAUAUGUGUAGCCUAAUGUUUGGUCUGGAACACUUUGUAAUUACACACAUUGUUACUGUUGUAGCUAUUGUAAUUACAUUUAUUUGUAAUAUGUACUCUAAAAAAGUACCUACGUUACCAUUGUUGGUGUGACGAAAUGGCUUCCCAGACUUCAAGGGACUUUACCAGUCGAGUCAUUCUAAGUCAUCAUCUGAUACAUGAGGUCAUCACACAUGGUCGGGAAUCUAUCCCAUCAAGUUCACCUCCAACUUAUUUUGUAGAUGAUUGGCCAGCUCAUUGCAUGUAGUGGUAGGCCUAAAUCGCUAAUAUUGGCAAACAUUGUGCUCACGUAGGCCUGUUUCACCAACUAAAUAAGACUAUUGGCAAUAUUUAUUUCUAAUGUUUACAGUUCAGUGGGGACUCAUAUGGUGCCUCUCAAGUAAAGCCAGUGACACACUAGCAGACUCAAAACCACCCUAUUUUGGCAGAGGGUGCCACACAUGCACACUGUUUUGCGGAGAUCUCGCUCUCUUCAGUUGGAGGUAUGACACACUUGCCGAUUAAGAAUGGUGGAGUGGUGUCUCUCUCUCUCUCUCUCUCUCUCUCUCUGACUCACUGUCACAUGGAGUCCAGGGCUGGAUUGGUAAUCUGGCAUACUUUUUCCCCAGAGGACAGAUGAAUUUUGGGGCCAAACAGGGGCGGACUGGCAAUCGGGAGAACAGGGACUAAGCUGAAAUUAUCCUCUGCGUUAUGCAGAACGGGCCACAAAAAUGGUGCCGCAAUAUGCCGAAGGGGGCAGCGAUAUGCAGGAAAGGACAAUACUAUUCAUCUAUACAACACAGAAACACAGCAGCUAGAGAGCACAUCUGGGCAAUAACAAUGUGAUUUCUGAUGGUAUCAGAUGUCUGCAGCAAUAGACGUGUGACAUCUCUGAUGGCAACGCACAGUGACCAUGACUUGAAGGUUAUCACUCCAAAAGGGGUGCCGUCAAAGAGACAAGAUGGAAACUUCCGGCACAAAUCACCCCACUGCCGCAACUCCACUGGAAAGGAACAUGUGAGCAGGCAGCGAGAGAGCAACGGCAGUGCUUCAGUAAGCUUCAGCACUAAUCAUAACACUGUAGUAUGUCUUCCUCUAGUAUCUGAAGGACUGAAGCUAGUGUGGACGCAGUCAGAUCAAACAUGUGAGCUUGAUGCUAUCCCUGAACUGGUGCAGGCCUUCAAUAUCUUCCCCUACCCAACAUCUCAAGAGGUCAGCACCCUGGCCCGCAUUUGUGCGCUUCCACUGGAUAAAAUCAAAGUCUGGUUCAUGGUGCAGCGCAUCAAGUAUGGAAUCAGUUGGGCAUCGGAGGACAUAGAAGAGACACGGCUCAAACUGGCCAAGCAUGUGCAUGUAAGUGAGAUGGAACACAAGGAGAGCAAGACCAAGAGGAAGAAUGGAUUUGAUGAUUUAAUGGAAGCAGAGAGGAAGCAUGAAGAUCACGUAGAAGAUCUAGGGCACACACAUUUGCCUCACAAAAAACAUAAAAAUGAAAGUAAAGAACCAGCAAAGCUUUCUCCAGCUGCUUCACGUUUCCAAUCAUCUCUCCCCCCACCUCAGGAUUCGUACUACUACCGCCAUCCAGUAGAAAUGGCAGAAAUGCCUCAAGCAGCUACCUCACCUACUUCUACAGAGUCUCCAGUUGGAUCUGAGCAGCCUCGGCAUGGCCGCUACAAAAAGUCCAAAGCCCAGUUAGCUGCUUUGCGUAAAAGUUUUCUGCAGGAGAACUGGCCUGAUGAGACAGAGCUCCAACGCCUUCAAGAGGAGACUGGACUAACUCGUAAUGAUAUUCGAAAAUGGUUUAGUGACAGUCGGUACCAGCUACGAAAUGGUAGGGGGUUAUCAGCCUCAACACCCAUGCCUGCUACUGAAUCUAUGUCCAAUUUAUUAUCUAAGACUGAGGAGAUUCAGCCUCUUUCUCUCACCACUAAAAAACUGAAAACUAUGCAGAACACCGAUGACGAAGGCAGGAAAAAUGGUUGUGCAAAAGGUGCACGAAAAAAUCAGUCAAGAGACACUGAGUUUUUCCAGAAUUUCUUGUCUAACACUCUUGAGGCAUUUGAAGACGGAGCAUCAGGAUUGGAUGAGGAAAAAUGUUUAGAAGGUGAGAUUCAGAUUAAUGAUGUUGGAAGUGAACUGGACAGUGAAGGACAUUGUGCACCAGUUGCACCCGCUUCCUCUCCAUGCAUCACCCCAUCAAAAAAACACUCAACAGCCAAGCCACAGUCAUUGAUAUCUGCACGCUCUGUCAAAACAAACACAUUGGCCAACUCCCCACACCUUUCCGACCACUCUUCACCUUCUUUAGUAUUAACACCUGCUGGGCGACAAAGGAAAACAAAGGAACAGUUGGCAAUCCUAAAGGAAUAUUUCCAGCGCUGCCCGUGGCCAAAAAGUGAGGUGUACACGGAGCUAGUGGAAGUAACAUCUUUGCCUCGUGCUGAUAUUAUCCAGUGGUUUGGGGACACACGCUAUGCUGUAAAAAAUGGUCAUGUGCGCUGGGUGCACGCUAAUGCACGAGAUCAAGUUCUUGAAGACAUUGCAUUGCAAAGUGAUGGCAGUGCCACCAGUGGAACCCUAGGAAGUGAAGGAAGCAAAAAACGCAAGUCACAAGGGAACAGUAUACCAAAGACGCAGAAGUCAGCAACAGAUUCUACAGACAUUGGUCCUCUGGAGCUGUAUUAUCGACAGACAGGUCUACUACAAGAGAAGGACCUCGAUAGUCUUUGCCGAAAGUCAAAAAUGAGUUACCAACAGGUGCGAGAUUGGUUUGCUGCAAAGGACAGUAAUACACUGGACAUAGAGCUCAAUGUUGUUGACUGAUAAUAUAGAGAAAAGCUUGUUUGUACUCAUGUAGUUUGUCUGUUAACCUGCUGUGACUUCUAUAAUCUUCAGUGGUUGGAGAAAAGGCAAAAGACUCAUUUGGAGGCACAGUAUAAAGUUUCUACAGUUUCAUGCAAUUCCCUUUCCACUACUAUGUUAAAAAGCAGGCUACAUUCGAUCUGUUACAAAGGCAGUAUUAAAAAUGCAGAUGUCCUAAAAUGUAUUUUUGUUGAUUACAAACUACUUGACUACAUUCAUCACCAAAUAUUGUUCUUGCGCUGUUAGGAGAGAUGUAAACACUGGCUGUUUCUCCACUUAUUAUGUUUUUUUUUUUUGUAACAGUCGAAUCUUCUAGAGCGUUAAUUGAUGCUUUUUAGAACUGACAUCAUGCUCAAACAGGCUAUUUUUCCAGAAACUUUAGUCAGUUCUUCAUUAAAUACUAUAGUUUUAGAUGUUUGGACCACUAACUAAAGAGUCCUUGUGGCCCUGUGUUACAACUUCCCUCUCAAACUAAUUAACGUUCUAAAGUUUACAAAGUACUUUUCCCUCCAAUUAUUUUUGCUAAACAUUCCACACUUAAAGUUUGUUUUUAAUGGAUGCAUUUCUUUAAUCUAGAUACUUGUGAAAAACUUCCUACUCAACUGCAAAUGUGCUCAGCAUUUAACAAUAAAUUCUAUAGUUUUUUGAAAACUGUGCACUGUAUAGUCUGUAAACGUUUAGCUAUAGUGAGGAGAAAUCUGUGCAUUAAAAAUCAUAUAUUUUAUUCAGUUACAUACUGUCAGAAUAACCUAUUUUAAUAUUAUAAAUGGCAUCUUAUUAAAAGGAUAGUUCACCCAAAAAUGAAAAUUCUGUCAUUUACUCACUCCAUGGAACACAAAUGGAACAUUAAACAUAAUGUUAGUCUCAGUCGCCAUUAAUUUUCAUCUUAAGGAAAAAAUAACUAAUGAAAUUCUAUUUAACAUAUCCUUUUGUGCUUCACCAUAAGAAAGUCAUGUUUUAAAACAACAAAAUUUUUGGGUGAACUAUUCCUUGAAAUGUUAGAAACAAAUGUGGUAUUAAACUGCUUGGACUUUGGAAUCAUUUUCAUAAGUCCGAAGUAUUGAACGAGCUCUGAUGUUUUUCAUGUGAUUUGUAGAAUUAUACAAUCUCUUUUGUCUUAGUUUUUUUUUUUUUAAUAAAACUCCUAAUUAAGAAGGGAGCACAAUACAGCCAUCUAAUUAUACAGUGAAUGAAUGAGUUAUUUGUCAAGGCAUGUUCCUCUUCCUCAUUUUUUUCAGUGUCUCUUAAGCUCUAGUUUUUCUUUUUUUAUAAUAAA
Xyrauchen texanus (razorback sucker) is the source of this 4272-nucleotide messenger RNA. RefSeq names its product homeobox and leucine zipper protein Homez-like. Gene Ontology annotation, cellular component: nucleus. NCBI's taxonomy places the organism in Eukaryota, Metazoa, Chordata, Actinopteri, Cypriniformes, Catostomidae. The transcript has 2 exons. Gene Ontology annotation, biological process: regulation of transcription by RNA polymerase II. The coding region runs from base 987 to 2957 and encodes 656 amino acids. Gene Ontology annotation, molecular function: DNA-binding transcription factor activity, RNA polymerase II-specific; DNA binding. The record is from RefSeq and is a predicted model, not a curated record.